This is a messenger RNA of Ostertagia ostertagi, 576 nucleotides long. The record is from the annotation of a GenBank genome assembly. Lineage: Eukaryota; Metazoa; Nematoda; Chromadorea; Rhabditida; Trichostrongylidae.
GAAGACGUUCUCCAGUGCAUUAUUGGGCGACUGCUGCUGAGGCAUGCUACUCACGUGUUCACUGGAGUGCCAUGGAAUGAAAUACAAUUCGCUAGGACGGAAAAGGGCAAACCGUUUCUUACGAAUCCUGCGGACACGAAUUUCGGUUUGAACAUCACGCAUCAGGGCGACUUCGUUGGUUUCGCGAGCAGCUGCACUUCAAGAGUAGGCGUAGACCUUAUGCGGCUAGACAAAGAACGAGCCGGAAAAACAGCUGAUGAAUAUAUCAACUCGAUGGCAAAGUCCGCUUCACCUGAUGAGCUGCGAAUGAUGCGAAGCCAACCGACAGAGGCGAUGAAAAUGACAAUGUUCUAUCGUUACUGGUGUCUCAAAGAGGCCAUCCUAAAGGCAACCGGAGACGGCAUACUCGACGAUCUCAGUAGGAUCAAUUUCCAAGUCGACAUGAAUGACAGAUACAGACCAGGCUGCUUUGUGACUUCAACUACUGUGCUAAUGGAUGGCAAACUCCAACGUCAAUGGAUUUUUGAAGAAUCGUUCGUGAACGGAAAUCACGCUGCUGCUGUUUGUAAAGAGGUU